Molecule: messenger RNA, 2108 nt
Organism: Cannabis sativa
Lineage: Eukaryota; Viridiplantae; Streptophyta; Magnoliopsida; Rosales; Cannabaceae
Product: zinc finger protein CONSTANS-LIKE 6
Exons: 2
Coding region: 396-1766 (456 amino acids)
Biological process (GO): regulation of DNA-templated transcription
Cellular component (GO): nucleus
Molecular function (GO): zinc ion binding; protein binding
Source: RefSeq, a predicted model, not a curated record
GACCUAUUUGUGGGUCCCACAUUCAUAUAUAGACAUAACACUGAGAAAAAAAAAAGAGAGAGUUGAGCCUCACUCCAAAUAGUCUCAUUCUCAUUCACUCUCAUGAGUCCCCACACUCAAAUAAUUGAACCAAUUUCUUUUGUUGGUUAUUUCAAUAUAAACCUUUUAUAAUAAAUUCAAACAAGUCUAUAAUAUAAUUAAAAGCUCAAAAAUUUCAUAUCCCAUAUUGAGAGAUUUUUCUUUCUUCUUAUUAAUAUACUAGCACUACACUACUACUACUACUACUACAUGCAUGGAAAUAUUCUCUCUUUACUACUUUUAGCCUAAAAUAUAAUAUAUUUGUAGUUGUAAUAGUAUAUAUAUAUAUAUAUUACUCUAUAUAUUUGUUUGUAAAAAUGAUUAGUGAGAAGAAGACUGCAAAUGCCAUGGCAGGCAAGACAGCUCGGGCUUGUGACAGUUGUCUUCGAAAGAGGGCUCGGUGGUUCUGUGCAGCUGACGAUGCUUUCCUUUGUCAAUCUUGUGAUGCAUCUGUCCACAGUGCUAACCAGUUGGCUAGUAGACACGAAAGGGUUCGCCUCCAAACUUCUUCCUUUAAAGGAAUAAGCAAAAUAAGCGGGGAAGUUAAUGACUCUUCUUCCCCUGCUUGGCUUAGGGGGUUCACGCGAAAAGCCAGAACCCCCAGAAGCAAUAAUAAAGGAAAGAAAAAAGAUGAAGAAGUAUUGCCUUUUGUUCCGGAAAUGAGUGGUAAUGAAGGAGAAGAUCAUUAUGAUGAUGAUGAUAUUCCAUUAUUGAAUUAUUAUGAUCAUCAAGAUGAUCAACAACUACUUUAUCAGGUUCCGAUCUUUGAUCCAUUUGCAGUUGAGCUUUGUAAUCCAAUGAACACUAUUGAUGAUCAAGAUAAUGAUGAUGAUGAUGAAAAUGAUCAUAACCGUCAAAAUCAUCAUCAUCAUCAUUUGAUAGAAUCAACAGUGACUCAUCAUGUUGAUGAUCAUCAUCAACAUGAUGAACACGAAGUUCUAGGGUUUCUACCAUCAGAGUUAGAGCUAGCUGAGUUUGCUGCCGAUGUAGAAAACCUUCUAGGCGGCGGAGGAGGAGUAGAGGAAGAAUAUUGUUGUGAGCACGAAAUUAAUGGGUUUGGAGUAAUAGAACUUUUGGAUAAUUGUAAAGAAGAGGAGGAAGAAGAAGAGGAGGAGAAAUUGAAUAUCAAAGAAGAAAAUGAAGAUUUCUUCAAUAAUAUUAAAGAAAAUAAUUAUAAUUAUAAGUUAGAUUAUGAUCAUAAUUAUAAUGAGAUGGAGGAAGAGGGUAAAAUAGUAAAUUACAAUGAGAAGAAGAAGAGGAAGAGGGAGAUGACAAGUGAUGUGAGUCUUCGUCUAAAUUUGAAUUAUGAGGGUGUGAUAGCUGCAUGGGCCACCCAAGGAUCACCAUGGACCACAGGCAUUAGACCACAACUCAACCCGGCCCAUGGUUGGCCCGACCACCAUCAUCUUAAUUAUAUGGAUAUGUGGCGAGCGGAUACUGGUCAUAACAAUAGUGGAAAUUUAAUGAUUAGAGGAGGAGGAAGAAGAAGUAAUAAUGAAGUCGGAGGAGGAAGAGAAGCUAGGGUUUCGAGAUACAGAGAGAAAAGACGAACAAGGUUGUUCGCGAAAAAAAUAAGGUACGAGGUUCGGAAACUCAAUGCCGAGAAGAGACCUAGAAUGAAAGGGAGAUUUGUUAAGAGAUCAUCUUUCAUGACUAAUAAUAACCAGCUCAUGAUGAGUACUAAAUAAUAACAUUUAAUGAUUAAGCUAGCUUUCUUCCAAAUUAUGCCUUUAAUUUUAUUUUGGCCCUUUUUUCUCUUAAACUUUUCUUGGCAAAAUUGGAAAUCAAACUAUUUGUUUGAUUGGUCUUUUUAUGGAAUAAAUAUGAUGUAAUUAAUAUGUAUAUGUAAGGUAGCUAGAAAUUUCCUUGUAACAUGAGAUUAUAAGUGUACUACUAUAAAGUACUAAAGACCCAUUUCUCAAAAAUUUAUUUGCAUGCAGAAAUGGAGGCUGGUACGGUGUCGUUUUAUAGUAUUAUAUAUUUUUAUGGAUAAUGUAUAUUGAUUCAAUUUUAGUUGUGUACGUUUCUUA